AUGUUUGCAACGGUGUCUGCGCAUCGAAGCACUACAUUCGCAACAACAAUUAUAGCCACAACAACUCUCCAACAAGACCCAUACAAACUUCCACAACGCGGGAGGGAGUUGUCGCCCCAGCAGGAGCCAUCCCACCCGACGGUUCGCUCCCAAUACUCUGCGUACUACUCGCCACCGGCGUCGGGAAUUGUCCCUGUCCUAGCCUCACUCGACAAGCCAGACGUAGCAGAAGCAGAAUCUAUGGAUGCAGUAGUCGAUACCUCUGCGGCGGAGGAUACUAUCGACGAAGCAAUUGACGCACUCGCUAAGGACCGCGUCACGCUCCCCAUGCUCUCAGCCGCCGCCGUACUCUCAACCCCUGUAGUGCUACCAGCUGUCAGUAUGGCGGAAUACGUCGGAAACGCGAACCCGCUCCCAUGCGGAUACUGCUUCGUAUCCGAGCCAGAGCAGCAGUCAUGGUUUGGCCAGUGGCUCGUCAUCGUGCACUCCGCAGUCGUGAGCUCACCCGCUGGCGACAGCGCACACGAGUGAACAGUCGUGAUGUCCCCGGGUGGCACAUUUGCGGCGCUGUAGAUGGCCGUGGUCGGGCCUUGUAUCAGGGUGACCGGGCCGCAGGCAAAAUUCU
Molecule: messenger RNA, 625 nt
Organism: Paraphaeosphaeria sporulosa
Lineage: Eukaryota; Fungi; Ascomycota; Dothideomycetes; Pleosporales; Didymosphaeriaceae
Exons: 2
Coding region: 1-531 (176 amino acids)
Source: RefSeq, a predicted model, not a curated record